Messenger RNA from Xiphophorus maculatus (southern platyfish), 2230 nucleotides. It is a transcript of the gene cyp7b1, whose product is annotated as 25-hydroxycholesterol 7-alpha-hydroxylase. Gene Ontology annotation, molecular function: oxidoreductase activity, acting on paired donors, with incorporation or reduction of molecular oxygen; steroid hydroxylase activity; heme binding. The transcript is spliced from 5 exons. Gene Ontology annotation, biological process: cholesterol homeostasis; bile acid biosynthetic process. Lineage: Eukaryota; Metazoa; Chordata; Actinopteri; Cyprinodontiformes; Poeciliidae. The record is from RefSeq and is a predicted model, not a curated record. Bases 144 to 1700 code for a protein of 518 amino acids.
GAACCGAAUACAGCUCUUAUUGUGAAGGGACAGCUCUUAUUGUGAAGGUCCCGGCCAGCAGGAGCCUCUCCCUCCCUCCCUCCGUCGGAUCAGAGUUCAGCGUCCCUUUCCCGUCCCGAACCGAACCGAAGCGGAGCCGAGCCAUGUCCUUCCUGCUGCCGCUGCUGAUCAGCCUCCUGCUCGGUCUGCUGCUCUGGAUCCUCCGCGGCAGAACCAGGAAACCAGGCGAGCCUCCACUGGUGAAAGGCUGGAUCCCGUUCGUGGGGAAGGCUCUGGACUUCGGGAAGGACGCUCACAAGUUCCUGGAGGAACAUAAGAGGGAGUAUGGGGACGUGUUCACGGUCCGGAUCGCAGGUAAAUACAUGACCUUCAUCAUGGACCCCCUGCUGUACCCCAGUAUCAUCAAGCAGGGCCGGCAGCUGGACUUCCACGAGUUCACCAACAAGGUGGCUCCUCUGACCUUCGGCUACCCGCCCGUCCUCCGCACCGCCUUCCCCGGCCUCUGGGAGCAGAUCAAGCGCUCCUUCCAGCUGCUGCAGGGGGACCACCUGGCACCGCUGACAGAGAGCAUGAUGGGUAAUCUGAUGCUGGUGUUCCGUCAGGACCACCUGAACGGGGAAAGCGACUGGAGGAGAGGCAGCCUGUACGAGUUCUGCUGCUCCGUCAUGUUCGAGGCCACCUUCCUGACCAUCUACGGCAGGCCAGCGACCGGCGUCCGCCACGGAGGGAUGGACCGUCUGAUGAACGACUUCCACAAGUUCGACAACAUGUUCCCGUUCCUCAUCGCUCAGAUUCCCAUCUGGCUGCUGGGGCGGACCCUGGCCGUCCGCCAGAAGCUGAUCUCCUACUUCCUGCCACAGCACAUGGCCCAGUGGACCAACACUUCCCAGUUCAUCCAGAGAAGAGCCGAGCUGUUUGAGCAGCACGACGAGCUGAAGGACGUCGAUAAAGCUGCUCAUCACUUCGCUAUCCUGUGGGCGUCAGUGGGCAACACGCUCCCCGCUACCUUCUGGGCCGCCUACUUCCUGGUGAGUCAGGUGGAGGCGUUGAAGGUGGUGCGCCAGGAGAUCGUUGAUGUCCUGCGGGACAGUGGAGUGGACUUCAGCAACAGCAGCGACAUCAUGCUCAGCAAAGAGCAGCUGGACAAGCUCGUCUUUCUGGGUGCGUUCCAGUUCACGUUCAGGUCAGUGGUGCAGCGGGUCGAUAACGGGCCGUCUCCAUCCUCAGAGAGCGCCAUCAACGAGAGCCUCCGCCUGUCCUCGGCCUCCAUGAACAUCCGGGUGGCCCAGGAGGACUUCAGUCUGCGGCUGGACUCCGACCGAUCGGUGGGCGUCAGGAAGGGAGACAUCAUCGCCCUGUACCCUCAGAGUCUGCACCUGGACCCCGAGGUCUACGACGACCCACAGACGUUCCGGUUUGACCGUUUCGUGCAGGACGGCAGAGGGAAGACAGAUUUCUCCAAAGACGGACAGAAGCUGUCCUACUUCCUGAUGCCGUUCGGUUCCGGAUCGUCCAUGUGUCCCGGUCGAUACUUUGCCAUCAACGAGAUCAAGCAGUUUGUCUGUCUGCUGCUGCUGUACUUCGACCUGCAGCUGGAGGACGGGCAGAACCGACCCGGUCUGGACCCGAGCCGAGCCGGUCUGGGAAUCCUGCUGCCCUCCUCGGAUAUCCGGUUCCGCUACAGACUGCGGUCCGUGUGACCCGGAGCGGCGCUGAAGUCCAGAUGUCUUGUUCCCUCUGGAGGUUCUCAGGGUCUGGACUCAGUCCGGAGGUUUGGGUUCUGGUCGGGGGUUGGGUCCACCUGGAGGACUGUGAUGGCGCUGCAGCAGAGAUCAUGCUGGAGGGAGUGACUGCUAACAGCGCCUCCUGCUGGUCAAGCUGCAGAACUGUCCCAGAUUAAACCUGGUUCUGAUCCAAUUUGUCAGGGCCGCCCCAAGCCUCCAUGGGGCCCUAAGCAAAAUUUGGUUUUGGGGCCCUCUAGUUCUGCUAUUAAUGUGGACCGGCUGGAAUCAGCAGCCCGAUCAUUAGAUCAUUCAUUCAAUUUAAUUAUAGAAAUAUCCAGAGAAUCAACUCAUUUAAAGUUUAAACUCAGUUUCACACAAAGACGCAGCAUAAAUGUUUACUGCUGAACUGGACCGGUCCAGGUCGCUAUCAAGCUAAUGUUCUGUUAGCAGCUUUACUAAUCUUUACAUGACAUUAGCAAGGCUCAUUAAAACAAACCUUUAUCUUG